This is a messenger RNA of Dioscorea cayenensis subsp. rotundata (Guinea yam), 892 nucleotides long. Its product is annotated as probable transmembrane ascorbate ferrireductase 4. Gene Ontology annotation, molecular function: oxidoreductase activity. The transcript has 4 exons. Lineage: Eukaryota; Viridiplantae; Streptophyta; Magnoliopsida; Dioscoreales; Dioscoreaceae. The coding region runs from base 74 to 892 and encodes 272 amino acids. The record is from RefSeq and is a predicted model, not a curated record.
UCCUCUUCAUUCUCCUCCAAUUUCACAUGUUCCCACUCUAAAAAUUGCAUAGAUCUCUCUAAACUCUACUCCAAUGGCUGCAAGUCUGUUAACCUUAGCAAGACUCUCAGCCUUAGCCGUCACCAUUCUCCUUCUCAUUUGGUCCAUCGGCUUCCGAUCCAGUUUCCUCCACCUCAGCUCCACUUCCUCUUCACUUCCCACUGCUCACUUAGACCAUCUCUUCUCCGUUCUCCACCCCCUUCUCAUGGUCAUGGGCUUUAUCCUCCUCAGCGGUGAAGCGAUCUUGGCACACCGAUGGAUGCGGAGGUGGUCCAGAGGGGCGAGGAAGUCGAUGCAUUUGGCGAUGCAAGGGGCGGCGCUGGGAUUUGGGGUUUUGGGCAUUUGGGCGAAGUUCAAGGGCAAUGUUGGCAUUAUGAACAAUUUCUAUAGCUUGCAUUCUUUGAUGGGGCUCGCCUGCCUUUUUCUCUUCUCCGCCCAGUGGAUUGCAGGUUUCAUGAGCUUCUGGCAUCAUAGUGAGGGUCGUCGAACCCGAAUAAUCGUCUUACCAUGGCAUGUGUUUGUCGGGUUGUACACUUAUAUCCUUGCGGUUGCGACAGCUGAAACAGGCCUCUUAGAGAAGCUGACCUUCCUGCAAACUAAACACGGCAUGCCACGCCGGUCAGCUGAGGCUACAUUGGUGAACUGCCUGGGCUUUGGUUUGGUCCUCCUUGGAAGUUUUGUUGUAUUCUCUGCUAUCACACCAAAGCAUCAUCUUCAUGCUCAGCAUCUUGCUAGCAACAAAAAUACUAAUUCAGGCAACCUUUAUAGUUUUGAUAAUAAGAAUGGCUACCAUUCUAGCCAUCAAAGCUCCAAAGUUAUGUCUUUUGAUUCUGAUUUUGAUAAUGAAAAGUGA